AUGCAAAAUAGUCACGAGUCUAAACCUGCUGCUCUGGAUGAGGCGAGCGGUGCGGUCACGGUCACGACAGAGACUAGCGGUGGCGAGGAGGAGUCCUACAGCGGAUGCCCCUCGCCAGCCGAAAGUAUUAAUGAGCUGGAAAAUGGAGGUGUUCAAAUCACAACCACAGUUGGCAACGGUUCGAACAAGCGCACUCAAGUGAUGACGAUGCCGUUGCCACCCGGAACCCUCCCCCCCCGGAAGCGGGCACGUACAAAGGACGAAAAGGAACAGCGUCGGAUUGAGCGUAUUAUGCGCAACCGUCAGGCCGCUCAUGCUUCGCGCGAGAAAAAGCGCAAGCACGUAGAGGACCUCGAAAACCGCUGCAAAGAUCUUACCAGCCGGUCGCAGGAGCUUGAAGACAAGCUCAAGCAGACUCAGCGUUGCCAGAUGCAGACCCAGGAGCAAUUUUGCAUCCUGCGUAGUCAACUCGAACAACUUGAGGCUGCUGUGCAGCUGGCCAAGACCUCUGGUGACCUUUCCGUCCUUGAUACCCUGCCAACAGAGGUUAGCGGUUCUUCCACCUCGCUCACUACUGCUUUGCCCCUGGCGGGCUCCGAUGUAGCAGUGACGGAUGUCAAGGAAGAAUGUGCUUCGCCUGAAGCUUUACAGCUCGGGCUCUCUGCACCUUCUCUGUCGCACUCGGCAUCGAACUCUCCUGCCGUUUUCGACGAUGAGCUGGCUGACUUUGACGGACUCGAUCUGUCAUUCAAUGCCGGCAGUCAACCAAACCAUCUUCCUUUUGAAUUGGUUGGUGAUAUUGCGUCCCUAGACAACUCCUCAAAGGCGCAUCAUCCAGCAGCGAUGAUGUCCCUACCACUCGCCUCACAACGGGAGCACGGUGUAUCGUCGAUUGACGAGUUGUUGAAGGACGCAAGCGCCCGAGCGGCAACUAGUGACCCCGACGCCACUGUACUGCCCUCGGCUAAUUUCGGUGUCUCUGGAGACUUCACCCUGUUCAACGAGAUUGAUUUUACUGAUUUUUCCAUGAACAACUUCGCGUAA
Wickerhamiella sorbophila is the source of this 1044-nucleotide messenger RNA. RefSeq names its product Transcriptional activator HAC1. Gene Ontology annotation, molecular function: DNA-binding transcription factor activity, RNA polymerase II-specific. The record is from RefSeq and is a predicted model, not a curated record. NCBI's taxonomy places the organism in Eukaryota, Fungi, Ascomycota, Dipodascomycetes, Dipodascales, Trichomonascaceae. Gene Ontology annotation, biological process: positive regulation of transcription by RNA polymerase II. The transcript is spliced from 2 exons. The coding region runs from base 1 to 1044 and encodes 347 amino acids.